Messenger RNA from Silurus meridionalis, 2562 nucleotides. Its product is annotated as tripartite motif-containing protein 16. Bases 659 to 2059 code for a protein of 466 amino acids. Lineage: Eukaryota; Metazoa; Chordata; Actinopteri; Siluriformes; Siluridae. Gene Ontology annotation, molecular function: protein binding; zinc ion binding. The record is from RefSeq and is a predicted model, not a curated record. The transcript has 6 exons.
AAUAGCUAGAGAGAUGGAUACUGUUUUUUCGAUGAAUAGGUGGAUGAUGGAUGGAUAAAUAGGUGGAUUUUGUUGCGCUUCUCGAUAGCUAGUGAGUAUAGAUGGAUGAAUAUAGAUAAUUUACUUGAUGGAUGGAUAAAGGGGUGUUGUUAUUUAAUAGCUAGAAAAAUGGAUAGAGUUUUUCUGAUGGAUGGAUGGAUAAAAAGAUGGAUGGAUUUAUCAGUGGAUGAAUAUGGGUAAUUUCCUUGAUGGACAAAUGGAUGGAUACUGUUGCUAUUCAAUAACUUGAGAGAUUUUUUUUUUCAGUGAAUGUAUGGAUGGAUGGAUAAAUGAUUAUACAGUAGGUAAACAAUUCAGCUAUCGGAUUUUACUUUGGAAACCGAAAUUGAGGCGCCUGGAGCUGUGAGUCAGAAUUGUACUCUAAUUGUACAUAGUUGGAAAGAUUUUUUUUGGAACAAUUGGUCAUAGGGUAUACAUAGAGCAAAACAAAAUACCAGAACUGGCUGUAAUUGUGGUUAAGUAAAUAGCACUCCUCUGAGUCAGAGCGUAACAUCUACGAUCCAAAUCCACACCCACACCAGACCCUUUUGCAUUCUGGCACCACCUUUGUUUGCGCUUCGAAACGAACCAAGCUGCCACACAAUGUUUUUCUAACAUCAUGGAUGAAAACACAGCCAAACCUGUGGAUCUGAGCUCUGCUGCAGACUUAGAUGUUUGCACCGAAAGGAAGCGUAAAGCGACAUCGUUUUGUGAAGACCAUAAAGACCAGCAUGGCGUUCUGGAGAAAAGACAAAAGAUGAUGACAGCUACGAAAAGCCUCAAAAGGAGCCUUUGCCCCCGGCAUGGCAAACUCAUGGAGCUUUUCUGCCGCAAAGACCAGCAGUGCAUAUGCAACCUGUGUCUUACCUAUAAACACAACAAUCACGAUGUCGUCUUGAUUAAGGAUGAGGUGCCUGAGAAGAAGAUCAAGCUGGAGAAAAUGCAAAUGCAGACAACCAAGUUGAUUCAGACCCGUGAGAAACAGGAGCAAGCUUUAAAACGAGCUAUUCAUUCGUUCGAGACAUCAGCAGUGCGAGCGGUGAAAGAGAACGACAAGAGCUUUACCGAACUGAUUCGCUCCAUUGAUAAGAAGCAGCGUGCAGUAAAGGAGCUGAUCACGGCUCAGGAGGAGGCUGUCUUGAAGCAAGUCAAUGCACUUUCUGAGAGAAUGGAGCGGGAGAUCAGUGAUCUGAAGAGCAUCGAUGCUAAACUACAGCUCCGGCUCUCUCAAGCAGACAAUGACAUUGGUUUUCUGCAAACUGCUUCUAUUCCCCACCUUCCAAAGUCCAUCCAGAUCCCAGCUCUAGUGGUCCAUCCAUCCGGUCCAUUUCAGCUUAUAACUAAUGAUGCCUCAAAUUUAAUCAAACAACUACGCUUACUCUGCCAGUGGCGAUUUAUGACUAUCUCUGAAAGAGUAAAAAACACUGGUAUCAUAUCCACACCUCUACCACAGACAUACCAGGAGCUCUUAAAAUAUGCCUUCAAACUUACUCUGGAUACAAAUACGGUACAUGACCUCCUCAAACUGAGUAACUUAAACAAGGAACUUACUGCUGUCGAAAAGCCGGAGUGCCGUCCCUCCCACCGGGACAGAUUCGAAAGGCGGCUGCAGGUCUUAUGCCGAGAAGGUCUGCGCGGUGCACCGCAUUACUGGGAGGUCGAGUGCGGUAUGAAAGGGUCAUGGGUUAUUAUCGCAGUCUCGUACAAAGGGAUAACAAGGAAAGGAAAAAAGGCACCUUUGUUUGGCAGGUGCAAAAAUUCGUGGGCCUUGCGCAACUACGGGGGUAUAUACGAAUUCUGGCACGACGAUAAGUGCCUGAAAACCCACAAGGACAGCUCUUUGGAUUGUUCUAAAAUAGGGAUUUUUCUGGAUCAUGGAGCAGGGGUUUUGGCCUUUUAUAAUGUCUCGGGGAACGUCUUCAGCAGGAUCUUCAAGGUCCAGACACAUUUUGAAGAGCCUGUAUAUGCUGGUUUCGGGCUGGUAGGGAUAGGAUCUCGAAUUCAACUCUGUGAUUUAUAAGAAAGAAAAUGCCCUUGCACCUGAAGUAGUUUUUGGCAAAACAACAUGGCACACUAAACCAUCACAGUUUUUUUUUGCAUCAUUCAAUUUUGCCAUAUUGUUUUGCACUGAACAUCUGGAAUACAAAGUUUUUAAGCCUUUCCAUGCCUCCUGAGUAUGGCUUUUGAACAGUGAUUGCAUUUCAGCUACAACGCACUAAUGACUUCCUUGCAUGUCUGACAGAAAUUCAGUGUAUAAUCUUUUCCUUUUUUAAAUAAAGACACCUAGCAUAAAAACAAAAUUGUCUUUAUCUUUGUCUAACACUCUGGUAACGAAUAUUUUAAAGUGAGUUGAGAAUGUUCUAUAUGCUAAUCAUUGUAUAGGUUAUUUAGAAGUGCAAAUAUGAGAAAUUUAUGCUUUACAAUCUAUUUCAUUGUAUGUUGUUUUCACUGAUUUUUAAGAAUGAAGCUGUUAUGUUGGUAAUUCAUCAAUGCAGUAAAAGCCAUUUGUUAUUGUAAUAAACU